AUGUCCGCGACAAAGGAGUUCACCAUGCAGGAUGUUGCCGAGCACAACACCUCCAGCGACAUCUACAUGGUCGUCCACGACAAGGUCUACGACUGCAGCAAGUUCCUCGACGAGCAUCCCGGUGGUGAGGAAGUCAUGCUCGACGUUGCCGGCCAGGACGCCACCGAGGCUUUCGAGGACGUCGGCCAUAGCGACGAGGCCCGAGAGGUUCUCGAUGGUCUCCUUGUGGGUGAGCUGAAGCGUCUGCCUGGUGAUUCCGGCCCCAAGCGCCAGAUCGCCAACUCGAACCAGGGCAGCGGCAAGUCUGACCCUGCCGGUGGUAGCUUGAUCUCAUACGCUCUCGUUGUCGCCGUUGGUUUCGGUGCCUACAUGGGCUACAACUACCUCCAGAAGCAGAACGAGGCUCAAGGUGCCUCCGCAUAA
Molecule: messenger RNA, 423 nt
Organism: Fusarium sp. VM40
Lineage: Eukaryota; Fungi; Ascomycota; Sordariomycetes; Hypocreales; Nectriaceae
Source: the annotation of a GenBank genome assembly